AUGACUAUUGGGCAAUAUGCAGCUAAAUUCGAGGAACUGGCUCAAUUUCAUCCCUCGUACCGCGAUGCUACAAAUGAAAACUCCAAAUGUAUUAAGUUUGAAAACGGAUUGAGGCCAGACAUCAAAGCUGCCAUUGGGUACCAGCAGAUUCGAAUUUUUUAUACGUUGGUAGACAAAUGCCGCAUAUUCGAGAAUGACGACAAACAGAGAAAGGAGUACCUUAAAACCCACGGCCCUCAGAAGAACUUUCGAGGAGGAAUUGAUAAAAAGAAACCAUUCCAGAAAGCCUUUCGAUUGCAAAGUUCUUCUUCUAGUGAGAAAAACAAAAUCCUGAGAUACCAGCCGCAAAAUCCUCCCCGAUGUUAUAAUUGUGGAGGAAACCAUUACCGGUAUGAAUGUCCUCACACCCAAGCCGUAUGUUACCGGUGCAAACAGCCAGGGCAUGUAAGUAUAAAUUGCCCAAAUCCUAAAGUGGAGUCUUCCAACAAUGAACGUGGAGGAGCUGGCAAUCGCAACAACAACAAUAACAACAAAGGGAAGAAGGAGAACAACAAGGCGCCUGCCCGAGGACGCGUCUUCACUCUGACUGGAGCAGACCUAGAACCAACCGAAGAUCUGAUUCAAGGUACAUGUUUUAUGAAUGGCAUUCCUUUAGUUGUUUUGUAUGAUUCUGGUGCUACCCAUUCUUUCAUUGCUGUUGAUCUCAUGAAACGAUUGCGUUUGGCUACGCAAUCCUUAGUUCGUAAACUCAUAGUAUCAACCCCUACUGGAGAUACUGUGAGUACUACCUUCCUUUGUAAAGACUGUCCACUUGUAAUUCAGGACAGAAAUUUUGUGGUAAGCCUUGUUUGCUUACCACUGUCUCAAAUCGACAUAAUCAUGGGAAUGGAUUGGCUUUCGGCCAAUCAUGUCCUUCUGGAUUACCAUCGUAAAAUUAUAAUCUUCGGAUCAGAUCCCCCACAUGAUGGCAGAUUUAUUUCUGCUAACAACGUUAACACCUCGGUAAAGCAAGGCGAACAAGUCUAUAUGCUAUUGUGCUCACUGGAAGGAGAGGCGGAACAUCCGACGCAGCGCAUACCUGUUGUGGAGGAGUUUCCGGAUGUAUUCCCUGAUGACAUUCCCGGAUUACCUCCAGAGAGGGAAGUAGAGUUCGCUAUUGACUUGAUUCCUGGUACAGGGCCGAUAUCCAUAACACCCUAUAGGAUGUCCCUCUAG
Messenger RNA from Lotus japonicus, 1215 nucleotides. RefSeq lists its product as uncharacterized. Gene Ontology annotation, molecular function: zinc ion binding; nucleic acid binding. The record is from RefSeq and is a predicted model, not a curated record. The transcript has a single exon. Lineage: Eukaryota; Viridiplantae; Streptophyta; Magnoliopsida; Fabales; Fabaceae. The coding region runs from base 1 to 1215 and encodes 404 amino acids.